Molecule: messenger RNA, 4678 nt
Organism: Chaetomium fimeti
Lineage: Eukaryota; Fungi; Ascomycota; Sordariomycetes; Sordariales; Chaetomiaceae
Exons: 5
Coding region: 239-4423 (1394 amino acids)
Molecular function (GO): oxidoreductase activity, acting on CH-OH group of donors; flavin adenine dinucleotide binding
Source: RefSeq, a predicted model, not a curated record
UCCCUUGGUUCCCUUGGUUCCCAAUAUCAAUCCUUCAUUCCUCGCCUGAGACCACCAAAUAACAAGAGUUUCCGGGCACUUCCGGUUCAACCCUAUCCUCCCUCUCUCAAGUUUAGCCCAAAGUCCCUUGAGUCUUGCGUGUUCACAUCCCUAGUUAAACCGCCCUCGCCUUGAGCAUUGUCUCUUGAGCAUUGUCUAGAAAGUGUCAUCAGCCCGAGACUGUGCUCUCGCCAGCACGAUGGACAAGUCAUCACCCACUCAAAACCCGUCAGGGUCAUUGCAUGUCAAUGGCCUGCUCUCCCCUCCCCUCACACCAGACCCGAACAACAGGGGCAGCAAUGCCAUGGGCAUCAUCGACAACGCCUUCGACAACACACGCCCGCCCUCCCCGGACCCGAGCGUCUCUUCGAGCUACGGCUCCAGCUCGGGCCCCCGACCAGCCUCGACCUUCACGGCCACCUCCUUCAACUCGUCCCAAACGGCCUCCUCCCCAGACCUGAGCCGCGAGGACCCCCACCCCCUCCCACCCAUCUACGCCAUGCACGAUGACCAGCAGCAGCACCACCAAUACAAGCCCACAUCACCAGCAACACCCACAUCGGCACCCCGCCACAGCAGCAGCAGCACCAGCAGCAAGCCGCGGACCUACACAGACGGGCGGCAGGACGCGGCGUUCCCACGACUAUCCAAACCCGUGGAGCUGCUGCGCAGCACCUACGACGUGGUGGUGAUCGGGUCCGGGUACGGCGGCGGCGUGGCGGCGUCGCGCAUGGCCCGCACGGGCCAGUCGGUCUGCCUGCUCGAGCGCGGCCGCGAGAAGUGGCCCGGCGAGUACCCCGCCGGCGCCCUCGACGCCGCCAAGGAGCUGCACUACUCCGGUACUUUUUCGCCGGGUUGGGUCAAGGGCUCGCAGGUGGAGGGUGGUGACCCCACGGGGCUGUAUCAUUUGGUUAUGGGCAGGGGGCAGAGUGCUGUUGUGGGGAAUGGGCUUGGUGGGACGAGUCUGAUUAAUGCAAAUGUGUUUAUGGAGGCGGAUAAGGAGACGCUGGCGAUGAAGGAGUGGCCGCCAGAGAUCCGGGAAGAUGUGGACGGGUUGGAUAAGUACUAUAAGAAGGUGGAAGACGUCCUCGACCCUCAGGAGUACCCGGCCGAGUGGCCUGAACUUCCCAAGGCCAAGCUGCUCCAGAAGCAGGCCGAGCUGAUGGGGUUGGGGAAUAAGUUCAAGAAGGUGCGUCAGACAACGCGCUUUGUCAACGGCCCCAAUAGCUGCGGCGUCGAGAUGUCGCCGUCGUCCUUGACCGGCCAAGACGCCACGGGAGUCAAUGAUGGCUCCAAGAACACCACCCUCGUCACCUACAUCGCCGACGCCUGGAACUGGGGCGCCGAGAUGUUUUGCGAGUGCGAGGUGCGCUACAUCGAGGAGGACAAGAACGGCGAGGGAUACCGUGUUUACUUUGCCUGGCACGGCCGAAAUCGGGGAUUGUUCAAGGCCAACCUGCAUGGCGACCUUAUGUGGGUGCAUGCGAAGAAGGCCGUUUUCCUCGGUGCCGGCUCCAUCGCCUCGACCGAGAUCUUGCUCCGGAGUAAGGCUAUGGGGCUCGAGAUGAGCGACAUGGUCGGCCAGCACAUGAGCGGAAAUGGAGACAUGCUGGCGUUUGGUUACAACACCGACGAGGACGUGAACGCCAUAGGACGGGAGAACCCGUCGCCAUACCACCCCAUCGGCCCAACCAUCACCAGCGUCAUCGACUGCCGGGAGGAUGAUACCAAGGCUGAUUUCAACCCCUUAGACGGGUUUGUGCUUGAGGAGGGGGCCAUUCCGCAUGCCCUGGCGCCUCUCUUCCAGGCAAUGCUGGAUCUCAUGCCGGGAAAGAAAGACCCUCAGAAUGACACCCUCAUCGAAAAGACGCAAGCUGCCCUGGCACGGUAUGGUAGCAGGUUCCUUGGGCCCUACUACAAGAACGGGGCGGUGCAGAAAACGCAGGUUUACCUCAUCAUGUCUCACGACAGCAACCAAGCUGUCUUGUCUCUCAAGGAUGACAAGCCGAUGCUUGAGUUUCUGGGUGUCUGUCGGGGACAUCACGUCAAGAAGCUUAAUAAGCUGCUCGAAAGGGCAACCGAGGUCGUUGGUGGUACCCUUGUACAAAGUCCCUUUUACGAGCUGUUGGGCCAACAGAUCACGGUCCAUCCCAUCGGUGGCGCAUGCAUGGCCCGAGACAACACGGGUAAAACUGGUGUAACCAACCAUGUUGGUAAAGUCUUCAGGGGGAGGGAUGGCCGGACCCACGACGGCUUGAUCGUGACGGAUGCUGCGGUGAUCCCUACGGCGCUUGCUGCCAACCCUUUCGCCACGAUUGCCGCGCUAGCUGAGCGCUCAGUUGAGGCAUACGCCAAGUCCAACGGUCUUACCAUCAGCGAAGAGGGGAAUGGCAUCCUGAACCUCCUCGGCGAGCCGCAGCAUAGGCCAAGACGCAUGCAGCCGAGUCACAAGCGCGAGCAACUCAAAGCCCUCGAGGAACAGGAUAGCAUUAGCGUGGCUAACAAGGUCAUCCGCACUGCCCGCGAGGUCAGCGCGAGUGGUAUCGGCUUCACCGAGGUCAUGUCGGGCUUCAUCCACCCUGACGAGGAUCUCAAGGAGGACAACCAAGAGACAUACGAGCUCGCCCACCGCAUGGCCAAGUCGCUCUGCGAGAGCGCGCGCUUCUUCCUGAGCGUGCAGGCGUUCAACACCAAGGAGAUGGUCAACCAUGCGCAGCAUCGUGGUAUGCUGACGGGUACAUUCGUGUGUCCGGCCAUUCCAGGUUCGCCUUUUAUGGUGCAGCGAGGAGAAUUCAACCUCUUCAUUCUCAACAACAAGGCACCGGGCACUCGGAACCUGACGUAUGAUUUCGACAUGACCGGCGUUGACGGCAGGAAGCUGCACUUCCAUGGCUACAAAGUGGUCGACUCGUCGGUUGCCCUGGCCCCGUUCCAGUUCUGGAAAGCCACUAGCACCCUGUAUGUGACCAUCAGCAAACAUGUGCCUUACAUGUGUGCCGACCUCGACGACGAAGAAGCCUGGCGCCGAGCGCCUGUCAUCGCCAAGGGCAUGAUGCACAUUCAGCCCGCCGACUUUUUCUCCCAGAUCAACACCAUGACGCCCACCGGCAGCAACUUCAUCAAGAAGGCCCUCAGUGCGGCCAGCUUCCUGACCUACUUCACGCGCAAAUCCAUGUCGCUUCUCCUCGCGCCUUUGACCCCCCUGGAGUAUCCCACCAAGACUUUCAGCGGCUUCAUCAACCACACGCCGCCCAGUCAGUCCGUCGACAUCGUCGCGUCGGACGGCGUGUCCUCGCGCAUGCACAUAUGGGAGCCAACCCACUUUCCCGGCAACGACCCCAAGAACAUCCGCAACCUCUUCAUGAUUCCCGGCGCCUCGGUCGACCACCAGAUCUUCGCCCUCCCGACCAUCCCCUACAACGCGGUCAACUACCUCACCCGCGCCGGCUACCGCGUCUUCGUUUCAGUCCACCGCAUCAGCCAGAUCAUGAUUGCGGGUAGCAACUGGACAACCUACGACGCGCGGCUGGACCUCAAGGCCUGCCUGGAGCACAUCCGCAGCAUCCACGGGCCCGACAAGGUCUACACCAUCGCGCACUGCAUGGGCAGCGUGGCGUUCGCGUCGGGCCUGCUGGACGGCACGAUCCCGACGUCCUGGAUCCUGGGCAUCACCUGCUCGCAGGUGUUCAUGAACCCGGUGUGGGGCCCAACCAACAUGGCCAAGGUCAUGGCCGGCCCCUUACCACUAGACAAGUUCUACGGCCUGUUCGCGGGCAGCUGGUUCUCGUGCAGCACAUCCAACCAAGACACGCUCGUGCAGAAGACGGUCAACCAGCUCCUCCGCCUCUACCCCCAGGCACGGCGCGAGAUGUGCAACAACGCGGCCUGCCACCGCACCUCGCUGGUCUUCGGGCGGUGCUGGAACCACACCAACCUCAACGAGGCGACGCACCGGCAGAUGGACCGCUUCUUCGGCGGCGUCAACAUGCGGCAGCUGAACCUGCUGAUGAAGAUGGGCUACGAGGGCCACGUCAUGGCCAACGCGCCGCUGUACGACCCGCUCACUAGCCCGGAGAACGUCGAGCGCCUGCGCGGCAUCCCCGUCAUGCUCUUCGUCGGCCGCGACAACGCCGUGCUCUCGCCCGAGGCCACCGAGCGUACCUACGAGACCCUGUGCGACGCCUUCGAGCACGGCGACUACAAGCGCAAGGUCGUGCCCGGCUACGGCCACCUGGACGGCUGGAUGGGCCGCAAUGCCUGGAAGGAUGUGUACCCCUUCGUGCGGGAGGAAGUGGAUCGCGUUACGAGGGGUGAGGCGUAUGAGUUUGAGGAGCCGGAUGAUCGGUUCAAGGCUAUGGUGCAUGGGGGGGAGUUGUUGUAUUGAUUGUAAGCUAGGAAGCGGUGGCGGUCGGAGUUUUGGACACAUACCCCCUGAUACGGUUUUGGAUACUUGGAUUGGAUGGAUAUAGGCGUUUUUCCUUUCACUACUUGUUUAGCAGCGAUGUUUGUUGUCUUUCUUUCUAUGUAGACCAUUUCUCUGUAUGGGACACAUCGGGAUUUGGAGGAUAAUGUUGAAGAUUGGCAGGACCAAAUAGUCAUUAUAUAUAGUAAACACAACAAUUAAGGAGAAUACCACAUG